AUGAAUGAAUCUUUAAAUAAUAGUAGUAGUAGUAAUAGUAGUAGUGGUAAUAACUCACCUUCUUUAGAAAAUGUUGGCAAUAACAACAACAAUAGGUCAUCCUUUUACUAUUGUAAAAAUAUUUCUAAACCAUGUACCAUAACACAUUGUACAACAGCAAGACUUAGAAAUACUACAUCAUCCUCUUCUCUUACUUAUAAUAAUGAUAGUAAUAAUAAUAAAGAUAUUAUAUUACUAAAAGGAUCAUACUUGGAGAUCUACCAAUUCAAUAUACACUCUACCAAUCUUAAACUACAAGAUGAAACUUAUUUAUUCUCAAUACCUAAAUCCAUUGCUGUUCUAUCUUCAUCUUCUUAUUUACAACAACAACAACAACAACAACAGCAGCAGCAGCAACAAACAUCAAUAACAACUACAAGUAGUAGUACAUCAUCAUCUUCUUCAACAACACCAACAAAGAGUAUAAUUAAACCAAUUAAAUUACUAUCACCAAUUAAGAAACCACAACCAUUAUCUGUAAAUUCACAACUAAAUCAACAGAGAUUCGAGUUGGAACCGAAUAUCUAUAUCGAUGCAAGCUUUAGAAAUAGAGAUAUGUUACUGAUGACCUCUGACUCUGGUUAUCUAUCUGUGCUCUCUUGGUCAGAGAAAUAUCAACAACUAGUUGCCGUCCAACAGCUAUUCCUUGCACCACCCAAUUCACCAUCACCUUUACACUCAUCAUCAUCGUCUUCGCAACAGAAUCAAUUCAAUGCUAAAGAUCUAGGCAAACAAAUCAUUGUUUCUUCAUGUAAUAGAAUCAUAGCAAUCUCUGCAUAUAAGAACAACAUAUCGAUACUACCUGUACAGAAUGAUCUUUCCAACAAAUAUGAAAUAUUCUCAAAGCGAAUAGAUAUCAAAUUGAAUGGAUUCAUAAGUACAUUGGGAUUCUUAGAUUCUGAUAGUAAUUCAAACUUUAUAUAUUUACAAGUUACUAUUGAUACUAUAUACGACUAUAAGAAUUCCAAUGCUACUUCUAUCGCUACUUUGAUAUCGAGUGAAAUACGUCCAUAUAAAUUUAUAUCUAUUCCACAAUCCACUACACAAUUCUAUUUAAUUAAUAGAGAUGAAAGAAUAAUAAAGAUGGAAUUGGAUAUUCUCAACUCUACAUUAAAACAGAUAUCAAACACAUCACUCUUCAAUCGAAAUAACAAUAACAAUCAAUCGAUAUCUACAAUGGGUGUUGAUUCUGAAUUAAUAACAUCAUUUAUAUGGUUAAAUAAUAAUAAUAAUAAUAAUAAUGAAAAUAUGAUAGAUAUUGAUAAUGAACCAUAUUUACUAUUAUCAAGUGAUAAUGGUACAUUGUUUAGAGUGGAUCUAAACAAUGAGAUUACAUUGCUAAAGGAGGUGAAUCCAAUUCAACAUUUAUUAAAUCUUGGAAACGAUCAUAUAAUGACAACCGGUGAUAUUUGUGAUGGUGGUAUAUUUAAAAUGGAAAAAGAUGGUACAUUAAGUAGUACUGAUAGUACAAUACUAAACUAUUCACCGAUUGUCGAUCUUUGUAUAAAACCAUCGAGUGUACUUCAAGAUUCGACGUCACUACUGAUGUGUUGUGGUGGUGGUAACACUGUUGGUCAGCUCUACUCACUAGAAUAUUGUAUUCCACAAUCAUUUCUUGGUUAUAUUCAAAUUCAAUUGUAUGUAUAUCAAAUGUUUUAUUGUUUAAACAAAGAGGUAACUUUAAAUGAACUAUCUGAGAUUUGGAACUAUCCUAUUCAGAGUAAUAAUACCCAACUAAAGAAUAGUUCAUUGAUUGUAGUUGGCUGUGAGAGAUACUCUAAUAUUACGAUGGUAUUUAGGUUGAGUGAUGUGUGCAACAUCGAUGAGUAUUCCGAGGAAUCUGGAUUCAUUUUGAAUGAAUCGACGGUCUAUAGUAAUCAGGUCGGUGCAGGCGCUGGAUAUCUGCAGUGUACCUCACAGAGAGUGCGAUGGAUAUCGCCCGACUUUUCGAGACACAUCGAUUGGAUGCCAGCCGACAACCAUUUGGACAUUGGUCACAUCAUCGAUUGCACAUCGAGAGACAGCGAUAUCAUAUUGUUUGGAAACAACUCUAAUACCAUAGUGUAUCUACGUAUCGACCGGCAAUCGACAUUCCAACUGAUCGCAACCAAGACAUUCGAAAGUGCCAUAUCCAUCAUUGAGAUAGUACACCCCGGAACACUGAAACAAUGUACCAACCAAGAGAGAUCGAUCGUUUCCAAUCUACUGUUUGUUGGUACAUGGAAUAGAGAGAUACAUGUUAUUUCACUUGGUGGACAACACCAGUCGUCUACUGCUACUACUGCUACUGCAUCAGUUGCUGCUGUUACUUCACCUCUAGAUAUAUUAUAUAGUGUCGGUGAACUCUCUGGUAUUCCUCAUUCUAUAAAACUGGUUAGGCUUGGUGAUAGAAGUGACACUCAUUUAAAGAUCAUCGCUGGUUUGAAAGAUGGUUAUCUAUUGCGUUGGGAAUGGGAUAAUCUGUUGGCCGAUCCAUUCAGUUCAUCUAUGUACUCCAAGCAAUUCUCAAGAGUACACGUUUUGAUUAGUUGCCCGUAUGACAAUGACCAAGGUGCACUCGUAAUCAGUGAAGAAAAGAUGUACUAUCUGACAUUCAAGAAGACACAUCCUAUCAUUUCAAAGGUUGCUUUCGAUGGUGCAUCCAGUGCAAUAUUGAAAAGCGAUAGUAAUACAAUCAUAUUCACCAAACCACAAAUCGGUGUUGGACUACUCUCUGUUGACCUAACAAAGAGUGUUCUUAUCUCACCUCUACAAUCAACUGAUAAUAAUAAUAAUAAUAAUAAUAAUAAUAAUAAUAAUAAUAAUAAUAAUAGCAGUGAAGAUAACCCAAAGAGAGUAAUCUAUCUACAGGAUUAUAAUAUAAAUGCUAUUCUAUAUGAAGAUUACAUUGUUUUGAGAGAUAUAGAUAAUCAAACUACCUACUACAAAUAUCAACAUAAAUUAAAAGAAAUUAGAUUCUUAAUUUAUUGGCAAUCAAAGAAUAUUAUAGCAUUUGGUGGUGAAAUAGAUCAAGUUAAAGCCAAUAGAGGUAUAUUGUAUUUAACGUAUUUGAAAAAGAAACAAGAUACCACUGCCAAUGAAUACACUGGCGAGACAGAAUCUAUUGAAACUACAAGUCCUAUAUAUUCGAUGACACCGCUUGAGAAUGACAAAUAUAUCAUAUCGACAGAGAAAGAUACAAAGAUAAUGACUUUAGAGAAUACUAUCACUGGCGUUCAGAUGAUACCGUCUUUGGCGUCAGCAGUAGACCUUGCCUACCAAAACAAUAGAAUAAUGGUUGGAACACAAAACACUGGUUUAAAAGUCUACCGAUAUACUCAAUCUCUUAACAAUCAACCAGACACACUUGGCAAGUUAAAAUAUCAACAAACACCAAUGCUUACUUCUAGUUGUUUAUUUUUAUCGCCCGAUGAAUAUGUUAUUGUAGACAUAUUUGGUAAUAUAUCAGUACUACAUGAUAACUCUGAUCCAUCCAAUGAAGAUAGAAAUACAACUUUAGAUACUAUAGCCAAUUUCAGUAUAAAAGAAUCUUGUACAAAACUACAUAGAAUUGAUAAUAAUCGUUUAAUUGUUGGAGGUGGAUUGGGUGGUGUUCACAUGAUCUCUAAAAUCAAUAACACCAAAGAUUAUGAUUUGUUGCUAGAGCUACAGCGUCGCCUCUGUGAAUUCAAGCUGACUGCACCACUACUGUCAAACGACCACCUUUGCUACCGAUCAGAGAUGUCAAUGAUGCGCAAUGUGUUGGACGGUGAGAUGCUUGCCCAAUUUCUAUGUCUCCCUGAAGACUGUCAAAUCAGAAUACUCAAAAAUAUUUCAAGAAAGAUAAUAACAUAUAGAGCUUGCAAUACUUUUAAUAACACGAAUCCAAUAAUUAAUUUACCUUCAUCAACGUGCAUGUCUACUUGUAUUAGUACAAACGAAACAUGCUUUUUCCCUUUCCAAAGCUUUGGUGUAGCAUUCAGUUGCGAUACAACAAAUAACGAUGGAACACCAUCAUUUGUAGAUACUUAUACCAUUUUUGAUACUUCAGCUUAUGGUGGUCCUUGGUCAACACCUGUUGAAUGUAGGAGUGAAUCAAAUUCAACUCAACCAAAAUUAGGUUGUUUAAAACCUUUGGUUUAUGUAGAACCAGAUAAAAGAAAGAAUAUGGUUUAUAGUUUUGUAGAUGACAAUGGAUGCGCAUUACCAUGUCCAUUGAUGGGAUUCGAAAAGAAAUAUGAUGAUAUCUAUACCAAAACAUCGCAUGCCAUAGGAGUAGUCUCUCUCAUUGGAUCGAUUCUCACUAUUCUCUUUUUUACAGUUAUACCAACCGAGAUUACCUAUCGUAUGGAAAUUAUUAUUUAUUUCGCUUGCGGAACACUCUUUAUCAAUUUGGCAUACUUUAUCCAAGCAACUAAAAAGAAUUUCGAGUGUUCAAGUGAUCCUGGACGUUACAAAUAUGCGUGGACCGAUGUCGAUUGUGCUUUUGGUCAUUUCUUUUACCAUUUAGGUGGUCUAACCAUUUUAUUUUGGUGGACAAUGGUAUCUUAUGAUUUCUAUAGUUCUUCAUAUAUUAAAACAAUUAAGAGAUUUAAAUUUUUUAGAAUUGGUUUAUGGAUUCUAGCUAUAUUUCUCACUGUUUUACCAAUUUUUUUCAAAAAAGUUGGUUCUGUUGUAAGUACAACCUCAUGUUGGAUUAUGAACGUAGAUGGAGGUGUUUGGCAAUACAUGAUUCUCUUGAUGAUUUAUAUCUUGAUUAUCUCUGCAUUCAUUUGUUUCUAUUUAUUCUUUAUGAAUAAUAGAUCAAAAGUUUAUAUUGAAAUAAUUAAAAACUGGAUUCUUUGUAUUGCAAGUAAUCAAAAAGAUCCUUCAGUUUGUCCAAUAUAUAUACCAGAUUUUGCAAUUAGAUAUAUUACUGCUAUAACAUUUGGUGGUUUAGGUAUUAUUCAGUUUGUUUGUUUGGUUAUUGACCCUGGAAAUAAGAAAAUGGUUAAAACUUCAAAGGUUGUUAUUGCUGUGGUUAAUAAAUUCCUUAUCUUAAAGAAUAACUGGUCAUUGACUUCAACCACUACAUCAUCAACAGGAAAAGUAACCACCAGUGUAACCACCGGAGCAUCGAGUGGAAGUGGUGUACUCACUGGAAACAGUGGAGAAUGGUUGACGGCAAUUCGUAGAAAAGAAAGAGUCGUACAAAUCAUGAAUCAACAUAGAUUGGAAACUAGUAGAACCAAUAUUUUAGAUGAAGACUUUGGAAAUAAUCCUGAAGUAGAAUUGGAUAAUCUAUCAACAACCGUAGUUGUUUCCCAAGAUGAAUCAAAUAAUAACAAUAAUGAAUCUAAUGAUAAUAGUUAUUUUAAUAAUUCAAAUAUAGUAGUCCAGCCAAGCAAUGAUAUAAAUAGUUUAGAUCAUAAUAAUAAACCUAAUCGGGAGGACGAUACUGUUUAA
Molecule: messenger RNA, 5463 nt
Organism: Heterostelium album PN500
Lineage: Eukaryota; Evosea; Eumycetozoa; Acytosteliales; Acytosteliaceae
Gene: fslQ
Product: G-protein-coupled receptor family protein
Exons: 18
Coding region: 1-5463 (1820 amino acids)
Biological process (GO): cell surface receptor signaling pathway
Cellular component (GO): membrane
Molecular function (GO): protein binding; transmembrane signaling receptor activity
Source: RefSeq, a predicted model, not a curated record